Molecule: messenger RNA, 1423 nt
Organism: Lepisosteus oculatus (spotted gar)
Lineage: Eukaryota; Metazoa; Chordata; Actinopteri; Semionotiformes; Lepisosteidae
Gene: hoxb13a
Product: homeobox B13a
Biological process (GO): regulation of transcription by RNA polymerase II
Molecular function (GO): DNA-binding transcription factor activity, RNA polymerase II-specific; RNA polymerase II cis-regulatory region sequence-specific DNA binding
Source: RefSeq, a predicted model, not a curated record
AACAGAAUCCUUAGCCCGAAUGGUGAUCGUGAUAUGACCACCUCCCUGGUCCUUAAUCCGCGCUGGGUGGACACGGUAAUGUUUGUGUACGAAAAUAACUUGGAUGAGCUCAACAAGAACAUGGAAGGCUUGGUGGGCGCAGGCAAUUUCGCGGCCAACCAGUGCAGGAAUCUGAUGGCUCACUCCGCUCUCGGAGGUCACCCGUCCACCCUUGUGCACGGCUCCGGCUACUCCGCAGUGGACGUGAGCGGCUCGGGUUCCGGCGAGCCCGGCAAGCAGUGCGCUCCGUGCCCGGCCGUGCCCCAGGGUACUUCCACGGCGCCCCCUCUGCCCUACGGGUAUUUCGGCAAUGGCUACUACUCCUGCCGAAUGGGGAGAGGCUCGCUCAAGUCCUGCACCCAGCCCGGCGCCCUCUCCAGCUACUCCGCGGAGAAGUACAUGGACACGCCAGUGCCCUCGGAGGAGUACCCCAGCCGGGCGAAGGAGUUCGCUUUUUACCACGGCUAUGCCAGCCCCUACCAGCCCAUGGCGAGCUACCUGGACGUUUCUGUGGUGCAGACGAUCAGCGGGCCGGGGGAGACCCGUCACGAGACCCUGCUGCCCGUGGACAGCUAUCAGCCGUGGGCUCUGCCGAACGGCUGGGGAAGCCAGGUGUACUGCCCCAAGGACCAGAGCCAAGCGGGGCACUUGUGGAAAUCCGCGCUCGCAGACGUGGUGGCUCACCAGCAGGACGGCAGCUCCUUCCGCCGGGGCCGAAAGAAGAGGAUACCCUACACCAAGGUGCAGCUCAAGGAGCUGGAAAAGGAAUACGCCGCCAACAAAUUCAUCACCAAAGACAAGAGGAGGAAGAUUUCUGCGGCAACCAACCUGUCGGAAAGGCAGAUAACCAUCUGGUUUCAAAACAGGAGGGUCAAAGAGAAGAAAUUCGUGGCGAAAGUCAAAUCCAGCACCCCUUAAUUACCAAUCUCGCGCUUCAGGUUUGCGCCUGGGACUUUGGACUUUAAUUGCUCUUGAUUUAAAAAAAAUAAUAAUAAUGAUAAUAAUCCUCGCGCGAGACAGAGAGGGAGGAGAUGUGAUUCGACAGAGAACUCAGUUUACUGUUUUUUUUUUAUUGCCAGUUGAAAUGGUUUAAGCGAAGGUGCCUCUGUUACAACGAUCUGAGGAUUUCUGUAUGGUGAAUCACACGGACUUAACAGAGCUAAAAGGACUGUAAAUACAAACAUUUAACCAUGCCUGCUAUAAAAUACUACUCGUACUUUCUUAUGUAUUAUGCCUGUCUAGCGGAUUAGUUGUGCCUGUAUUAUUGCUGUAGUGUAACCGACCCUAUUAUGCAACGAGUCCUAUUCCCAGAUAUACUGCUUAGCACUUGUAAAACAAUAUGCGAAAUUAAAAUGCUAAUAAAAGGCCUAUGUCCGCGAGUUUA